CGGUGAUCUUGCAUCGCCAGCACACUAGUUUUUUUUUUUUUUUUUAUCUUUUUCUUCUUCUUUUUUUCUCUCCCUCAGCCUGGUAGUCCAUCCGACGCCGAAGAUGGGGUUGCCAGCUCCAGUGGAACUUAGCUAGGUCAGCAAUCCUUAGCCGGCUUGCCUGCCAGCUUUGCUCGUCCAACAUUGGUCCAAUCAUACAUACACUGACUCGGAGCUUGACCUGGUCCUUCAAUUAUCCAGUUCAGCCCUCGACCAAACUAACAUCCAAAGCUGAUAGACGUCGGGGUUGACGUCAGUUGCCCGCUCUGCCGACCAUCAAACCAACUAAUAGAUAGAUAGUGUACGCAGACCCUUGGUCUUACAAUCGUUCAGAAGUGGUUCGACAUGCCCUCCAAGGGGUUCUGGAGGAUGGCCAUGCGCUGUCCCUAGUGACGAAUCUUCAACUGGCCCACGCUACUGCCGAUAUUCGGAACUUAGCUCAACCCAGCUGUACCAACUGUAUUUAAAGGAGACGCGAAUGUCGCGCCGCUGAGGAGUUCAAGUAAUCUCGUUCCCUUGUUGCUGUUGCUGUCAAUUAUCAACUUGAAAGAGAAAAAAAAAAACCCCUCCCCGUCGUCACCGCCUCUGCCCACAAACAUGUCGGUAGAACCAGCAACACCAGAAGCCAUGACGGACGUCAUCGUUAUCGGUGCCGGUCCCGCUGGCCUUUGCGCUGCCAAGACCUUCCUCCAGCUGCAACCCAAUGCCACAGUACUCAUCCUGGAGGCGCUGCCGUCCCUGGGAGGUGUGUGGGCGACGGAGCGACUGUUCCCGACCCUCAGGACCAACAACCUUACGGGCAACUUUGAGUUCACCGACUUCCCCAUGACGCCGGAGCGAUUCAACGUCUGCCCGGGACGACACAUCCCGGGCGAGUCCAUGAACGCCUAUUACAAGGCCUAUGCGGAACACAACCAUCUCACCGGCAGGAUACGCUACAACACCAAGGUCACAGAGGUUCGAAGACCCGCCGAGGGGGAAGGGUGGUUAGUCGACGUGGAGGAUCCCAGGAAGCCGCACGAUGAGGCGCCUCAAAAGGAGACGUUGCGGUGCAGGAAGCUGAUUGUCGCCCCGGGCGUGAACCCCACGCCUCGGAUCGCCGAGCUGCCCGGGGCGGCGGACUUCAACGCGCCCAUCAUACACUCCUCGGACAUGGGGCCCAAGUUCGAGGCCGUCUUCAACAGCGGAGCAAACAAACAAGGGGCGGCUGGCAACGACGGGCGACGCAAAAGGUCAAUAUGCGUCCUCGGCGGCAGCAAAUCAUCCUACGACGCCGCGUACCUGGCGUGCGUGACGGGCCACGAGGUCGACUGGGUCAUCCGCGAGACGGGUCGCGGGCCGUCGUGGAUCAUGCCGUCGUGGGCCAUGAUAGGCCCGUUCAAAUUUGUGAGGGAGCGGCUGGCCAGGGUCCGCCUCAUAUCCUUCAUGUCGCCGUGGGCGUUUGAAGACUUCUCUGGCGUCGGCUGGCUCCGGGAGGCUGUGCACGGGACGGUGGCGGGGAGGUUCGUCAAGGGCAACUUUUGGAAGAUCAUGCAUUUGACCACAGCGGCGCAGAGUGGCUUUAAGGGCAAGUCCCCCAACAUGGUCCUGGAGCCGAAUCAUAACCCGUUCUGGUACGGAACAGCAACUGGCAUCGACAAUUACGACAAGAGCCUUCACGAUUUUGUGAAUUCCGGACAAAUCAGAGUCCACAGGGACGCCGUAUCCCACCUCUCUGACCACAAAGUCCACCUCUGCCGCGGCAAGGAGCUCCAAGUAGAAGCCAUAGUAGCCGCGACCGGGUACUGGGCCAAGCCAGCCAUACACUUCACCCCCGAGAGCAUACACUCGGGCCUGGGUGUACCCUCCAUCUCGCUGAGCCAAUCUCAGCAGCUCCACUGGCGCAAGCUCGACGCGGCCAGCGACGCCAAGAUCGGAGCACGGUUCCCGGAGCUGAUGAAGGGCCCGCAAGACAAAAGGUCAAAAUCCUCCAGGUCAAAGAGCAGCAACAAAGCCCCCGGGGGUCGCCCCUCGGACCACGAGCUCCCCUACAGCCCCUGGCGUCUAUACCGCGGCAUCGCACCGCCCGGCCUCGCCGCGACUGGAGACCGAUCGCUCGCAUUUGUCGGCGUCGGCAACAACAUCUUCAACCUGCUGCGCCUCGAACUGCAGAGCCUGUGGGCGGCGUCGUACCUGCUUGGCCACGCGCACGAGGACCCGAACCUUAACGGAUCGGCCCUGUCCGCCAAGGCCAUAUUCGAAGACGUGGCCCUGCUGCAGCGCUGGGCGCAGCGGCGCAGCCCGCUCGGCUUCGGCAGGUCCUACCCCGACCUUGUCUUUGACCAGCUCCCCUACUGGGACCUGCUGCUGCACGACCUGGGCCUGCCGACCGCGAGGAAGGGGAGCACCUGGAGGGAGCUGUUUGAGCCGUACACCCAAGACGACUAUAGCGGUCUCGUGGAAGAGUACCUAGCCAAGGGGCGUAGGGGGGUGGACGAGACCACGCCGCACAGGGUUAUGUGCGAGUCGCGUGAGGAGCGAAGCAGCUUAAACUAUGCGCUAAAGGUUGUUCAGUGGGUGGGUUUGACUUCCAUGACGCUGUGGUUUUUCUAUUGGGUUUUGGUGGUGAGGCAGUUUUGAACUGGGUUUUGUUAUCUUACAAAUCGAAGCGCAUAGUCCGGGUGGGGCGGUAGGUUAAACUCCCUCCUAUAGCGGCUGCGAAGAUCUCUGUGCUGAUCUUAAUUCUACAACUUCCUUAUGUCAGUACCGAAUUAGUAAUUUUCAUUUUCUAC
This is a messenger RNA of Pyricularia grisea, 2810 nucleotides long. RefSeq lists its product as uncharacterized. The transcript is spliced from 3 exons. Bases 637 to 2658 code for a protein of 673 amino acids. NCBI's taxonomy places the organism in Eukaryota, Fungi, Ascomycota, Sordariomycetes, Magnaporthales, Pyriculariaceae. The record is from RefSeq and is a predicted model, not a curated record.